AUGGUUCGCGAGCGUGUUGCUCAGAAGAAGUCGUUCCAGCAGAGUCUGGACGACAUUAAAGAAAAGAUGAAGGACAAGAGAAACAAACGGCUUGCCAGCGCCUCUGCUGCGAGUCGCGGACUGUCAAAGAUGAAGAACAAAAACAACGGUACUGUAAAGCCAUUUGUGCUGAAAAGCGUACAGGUGAACAAUAAAGCGCUAGCCUUAGCCCUUCAGGCCGAGAGGGAGAAGGUGCGUCAAGCGCAGGGGAUCAUUCUACAGCUGAAAAAAGAAAGACAAGCCCUCAUCUUCCAUCUGCUGUUGCUGAAGAGGACAUUAAAGGAGCAGGGACAGGGAACAGGUGCUCAGGCUCAGGUUUCUUCUCCUGACCAGCCUGAGUUAUGUCCUCCUGCGGAGAUCUGCCCGAGGCCUGUGACUUGUGUUGAGCCUACUGUCAGGGAGGAUGUUUUCAUCUCAGAGACCCCAGAGGAGCUCCCUGGACCAGCCCAAACCGAUACAGACCCUGGUUGUCCUGGUGAUUCACCCGUCGUGCUGCCGCCCACGGUUGGAACAAGGCGUCGUCGCAGUAGACAGUCCCAACGUGUACGGAGACAAAGUUCUCUUUUUGUUCCUACCUCACCUCAGGAACCAGUCAGGGAAGAAACAGAGCCACAGGAGAUGCAGAAGCUGAGCAUGGGAAUGACUCUCUGCCCAACAGAGGAGCGCGUUAUGAAUGAGGGGUUAACUGGAGAACUGAAUAGUGGGAACCAGUUGGUUGAUGGUCUGGACGUAGGUUUGGUCUCUGAGCUUUCACACCUCCCAGCAGUCCAGCACUCCACCCCAGAACCUCCGCGUCAAGCCUCCAGACAGCCGCGCAAGAGGCCGGCUCAGCCCGCAGCCCAGUCCAGACCGGAGAGGGGCCGCAAACCCGACCGCGCCCCGCUUAAAAAGCCGUGGGAGAACAGCAAGCCCCGGGCGCGCUCCAAAAGCAGGGACCGCCCUAACAGCCGAGCCCGUCCUGUCCCACUGCCCGGUGACCGACUCAACUCCUCUCUGGGUGGCAACGACACGUUUGACUUUGACUGCGAGGAGGGGGUUCACCUCACGCCUUUCAGGUCAGGGGUCAAAGCCUCCCAGGAGUGCUCGCAAGACAAGCCCGUCAAAGAGAGCGCCCCACCCUCUCCCGCUGGUGCCACCAUGGAGACGGUCGCCAGCACCGAGGAGGAGGAGUCGGAGUCAGAGGACAGCCUGUAUGUUCCAGAAAAGAAGUCAAAAGCUCGUACUCUGCCCCCCAGACGGGCUCGCUCCAAAAGGAGGAUGAGUCUGGAGAGCAGGAGGAACAGGGAUAAAGAGAAUAUUCCUCUUAAAGGACCCUGUGACCUCUCUGAUAAUCAACAGGCCUCAGCAGCGGUAGCAGUCGAGGCUGAUUCACCGAUGGCUCCUGUGAGUCCAGUGCUGGACACAGAGCUCAUGCUGAAUGACGUCCCAAUCCGGGGCCUCACAGACCUCUCCGGCCAAUCACCUUCUAUAAGGAAACUCACAGACCUCUCCAGCCAAUCACCUUCAAUAAGGAAACUCACAGACUUCUCCAGCCAGUCACCUUCAGUGGACAGCAGUGUGUCCUUGGUGACGGCCAGGGGCAGGAGGAAAGGUGGGCUGAUUGUACGUUCCUGCCUUGGCUUGGGUUUGAGUGACGUGACAAAUCUCUCUCCUGCAGCCUAUCAGAAGCCUUUCUCUGGUCGAGAGUCCACCCCGGGUCCUGCCCGGAAGCGACGCCGCACAGGGGCAGUGAAUUAUAAGGAGCCGUCACUCAGCUCGAAGCUUCGCCGUGGGGAUAAGUUCACAGACACUCAGUUCCUGCGUUCUCCGAUAUUCAAACAGAAGUCGCGGCGUUCUCUGAAGACACAGGAGAAGUAUAACGAGUCAUUUGUGGGGUGUCGCUGA
Molecule: messenger RNA, 1923 nt
Organism: Chanos chanos (milkfish)
Lineage: Eukaryota; Metazoa; Chordata; Actinopteri; Gonorynchiformes; Chanidae
Gene: sgo1
Product: shugoshin 1
Exons: 8
Coding region: 1-1923 (640 amino acids)
Biological process (GO): meiotic chromosome segregation
Cellular component (GO): nucleus; chromosome, centromeric region
Source: RefSeq, a predicted model, not a curated record